Messenger RNA from Purpureocillium takamizusanense, 1386 nucleotides. RefSeq lists its product as uncharacterized. Bases 1 to 1386 code for a protein of 461 amino acids. The transcript has a single exon. NCBI's taxonomy places the organism in Eukaryota, Fungi, Ascomycota, Sordariomycetes, Hypocreales, Ophiocordycipitaceae. The record is from RefSeq and is a predicted model, not a curated record.
AUGGCGCCUUUAAAGAAAGCUCAGCCUUUCAAGAAAGCCUUGCACUUUUCCGAGCAAGAGUUUCAGGACCGACGCAAUCGGGCCCUGGAGCUCAUGAAGCGGGAGAAUCUAGACGGCUUCUUGAUGACCAAACAAGAGUCCCUCUACUACUUCACCGGCUUUGACACCUUCGGAUAUGUCUUCUUCCAGGCCAUGUAUUUUCACAGCGACGGAUCCAUGCGGCUCAUCACUCGCAUUCCCGACCUCCGCCAGGCCUUGUACACCUCGAUUCUGGAGCAGAGUGACAUCCUCAUCCGGUCCGACGAUGCAGGUAGCAACCCCGUCUCGUUGGUCCCCAAGGUCCUCAAAGAUUUCGGCAUCAACUCGUCGUCGAAGCGGAUCGGCUACGAGCCAGACUCGUGUUCCCUGACCCAUCGACUCGGCAAGGCCCUCGAGGAAGCCGUCCAGGGCCUCUGCACGCUCGUCGACCACAGCGACCUUUUCACUCGCGAGCUGCGCAUCGUCAAGUCGGAGGCCGAGAUGCGCAAGGUUCGCAAGGCGGCGUACCUGGCUGACUUUGCCCUCGUCCGGAUGCUGAAGCUUGCCAAGCCCGGCGCGUACGAGGGCGAUCUGUGGCGCGAAAUCGUAGGCACAGUCUACGAGGGAGGUGGCGACGACCCGGCCAACGAGAACAUACUGGUCUCUGGGAACAAGGCGGUCCUCACCCGGUACUCCACGGGCAAGGAUAGUAUUGACCGGCAGCUCACCGCGGAGCAUGCCGCCGCCUACAAGCACUACCACGCCUGCUUGAUGAGGACCAUUCCCAUCGGCGGGGUCACCAAAUUGGCGCGGCGCAUGCACGAGGUCAAUGUGCUGCAGAUGGAAGCUGCCAUGGAGGCUCUCAAGCCUGGUCGUGAGAUCGGCGACGUCUUCGAGGCCUAUGCCCGCGUCGCCGACGAGAACGGAUUCCGCGACCAACGGUUCAACUCGUGCGGCUACAGCCUCGGAGCCACCUUUUCGCCCACCUGGAUGGACUUUCCCAUGUUUGUGCGCGGCCAGAACGUUGUCGCUAAGCCAGGGAUGGUCUUCUUCAUCCACAUCAUUCUUAUGGACAAGGCGACCGAUACGGCAAGCUCUGUCGGUCAUACGGUCGAAGUCACAGAGACCGGCUGUGUGCCGCUGUCUAAGCUGCCAUUCUGCCUCACUCGAAAGCAGACCAUCGCGGCGUGGAAGAAGGUUCGCAAGGAAGAUUAUGGGUUCACGUCCGAGGAGGAGGACGAGGGCGAGAACCUGCAGGACGUUGAACUGUCGGACGGCGACGACGACGCCGAGGACUUUGAAGUAGAGUAUGACUUUAGUGGCUAUACGCCCGCUGCUGCGCUUGGAGACCCGACGCAGAAGGCGUAG